CCCUCUUCCGUCUCCACAUGACCCCAAGCCUCAGAUCUCUGCCACUGCAGACUAACUACGUUACUCGGUGUUCAUUAUAAUUGUGCAAACACCCUAAUCCACUGUUGUUCAAAGCAUCGAGUCAUACUUCUACAUCGAUAGUACGGAGUACUUCAAGCCCAGAUUCGGAACUGUCGUGAUCACAGUUGCACGUCAGAGUUCAGUUUAAGCCAGGACUUCACAUUGUCGCAACCAUGGCACAGGGGUCCGAACUAAAGCCUAACAGCACAGCGCCGUCAAGCUUCCAAUCUGCCAACCAAGAACUUGACUACGAUGUCUUGAUAGUUGGUGGCGGCCUCAGCGGCAUUUUCUCACUGUAUCGUGUGCGGGAACUCGGGUUGAGAGUAAAAGUUCUUGAAGCUGGUUCUGCUGAAGGAGGCACUUGGUUUUGGAACCGAUAUCCAGGAGCUCGAUUUGAUUCAGAGAGCUAUUCCUACAUCUUUUCCUUCUCUCAAGAAGUGCUGGAUGAAUGGGACUGGACUGAGCAUUUCUCGCCUCAGACGGAGACUUUACGCUACAUCCAGUAUCUCACCAAGAAGUUCGACCUGAAAAAAGACAUGCAAUUCAAUACGCGUAUCCAGUCAGCUCGCUUCCAGGAAGAUUCCAGGUCUUGGCUUUUGACCGAUGGAAAUGGGAUCACUUACACCUGCCGUUACCUGGUGACAGCUAUGGGUAUUCUCAACGAACCCACUCUGCCAAACAUUCCCGGAGUUCACGACUACAAGGGAGAGGCAUGGCAUACAGCCCGAUGGCCUGGAGACGGCGCCAGUCUUGAAGGCAAGCGCGUGGCAAUCAUCGGCACAGGCGCAACUGCUAUCCAGACAAUCCAGGAAAUUGUCAAGACAGUUGGCUCUCUGACUGUAUUUCAACGAACUCCCAAUUGGACUGCACCACUACGGAACACGAAGAUCAGUUCAGAGGAGAUGGCCGAUAUUCGAAGGCGGUAUCCUGAGAUCUUCCGGCAGUGCUUGGACUCUUACUCGUGUUUCAUACAUGUUGGUGACACGAGAAGUGUCUUUGACAUGGAAGAGAAAGAGCGCCUGGAGCAUUGGGAGGAACUUUAUGCACAGCCCGGAUUCGCCAAGGUGCUCGGUAUCUCGGGCGACAUUUAUACCAACCGGGAAGCGAAUAAACUUUACAGCGAUUUCCACGCAAACAAAAUCCGCCAACGCGUCAACGAUCCCAAAGUUGCCGAGAAGCUCAUUCCCAAGAAUCACGGUUUCGGUACUCGCCGGGUCCCGCUUGAAAAUGGAUACUACGAGGCAUUCAACAGAUCGAAUGUCCACUUGGUUGACAUUACGGAAACUCCAAUUGAUCACAUCACUCAAAAGGGGAUAAAGACGAGCGAGGAAGACUUUGAAUUCGAUGCCAUCAUCUACGCGACAGGAUUCGACGCCAUCACUGGUUCGUUCCGAGCUGUCGACUUUCAGGGUAUCGGGGGUACACAGCUUACAGAUGUUUGGAGCGAGGGCAUUCAGACCUUCCUUGGCUUGACUGUCAAGGGGUUCCCCAACAUGUUCAUGGUCAUGGGACCGCACCAGAUGUUUGGAAACAUCCCCCGAAGCAUCGAAUACGCUGUAGAGUGGGUGGCAGACUUCAUCCGGUAUGCUCGAGACAAUAACAUCACAUCUGUCGAGGCUACAGAUGAAGGCAUGCGCAUGUGGACGGAUCAUGUAUGGAAAUGCGGAGAAGGUCUUCUGGCCAACGAGGUGGACUCUUGGAUGACGGGUGUAAACAAAAACCUGGCUCACAAGCAGAAAAGAUCCAUGACGCGGUACAAUGGACCUGCACCUGGGUAUAGAAAGCGGUGCGAUGAGGUGAAAGCCAGGAAUUAUUCCGACUUUGUGCUUGGAUGAUUUUGUCAGGUCAUUAGAUAGGGUUCACUGUAGUAAUAUUAACUUGAGUCUUUAUCAAGAACAUGAGACAAUUGAAGGCAUGGUAUAAAGGUAGAUACUUUACCUAAGUACUUACCCCAAGCAAUAUUGCCCUCACAUGAUUAGACUUUGCCCAUCUGCAUAUCGUUCCUCUCGCUCGUCUAAAGUCCUCUCGAUGGCAUAGUUCCAAUGGUGCAUUCCCUCAUGAUACCAUUAUCCGUCUUUGUGAGUUGACAUGUACGUUUCCCUUCCAACU
This is a messenger RNA of Colletotrichum godetiae, 2169 nucleotides long. Its product is annotated as phenylacetone monooxygenase. The coding region runs from base 234 to 1895 and encodes 553 amino acids. The transcript has 2 exons. NCBI's taxonomy places the organism in Eukaryota, Fungi, Ascomycota, Sordariomycetes, Glomerellales, Glomerellaceae. The record is from RefSeq and is a predicted model, not a curated record.